AUGUUUGCAAAAUUGAGACUUAACAACAACGACGACAAAUAUCCCAAAUUUAGAUUGACUAUCCCUGCGCACGUGGAAGAGGUUUCCGAAGAGACCGAGAAGUCCACAGGCGCUUCAGCAAUUAUUAAAGGCCUUGAAGUUAGAUCUCCCACGACAACAGAGAGCGUCGAAUUGCCAAAACCAGAGGAUCCCGUCAACGCAUCUCUCGUCGCAUUGUUGCGAGCUGUGUGCAUGGAGAUUCCGACACCACUACAGUGGAAAAGUAGCAAGCCCUCAUUCGCAAUGACUCAGGGCAAAGCACGAAUCACCUCGGUCGUAGAUGGACACCUGAGUCAAUUCCUGGAUUCGGAGAGUUCUUCCAACGCAACGCUCAAGGUCAAGCCAUACCUCCUUCGGUCGGACAACUUCGGAAAUAUCCCAAGACAGGCUGAGCAAGGAGUAGUCCAGGAACGAAGAGAUUCUUGA
This is a messenger RNA of Penicillium cataractarum, 465 nucleotides long. RefSeq lists its product as uncharacterized. The transcript has a single exon. The coding region runs from base 1 to 465 and encodes 154 amino acids. The record is from RefSeq and is a predicted model, not a curated record. NCBI's taxonomy places the organism in Eukaryota, Fungi, Ascomycota, Eurotiomycetes, Eurotiales, Aspergillaceae.